Molecule: messenger RNA, 939 nt
Organism: Paramecium tetraurelia
Lineage: Eukaryota; Ciliophora; Oligohymenophorea; Peniculida; Parameciidae
Exons: 2
Source: RefSeq, a predicted model, not a curated record
AUGCUAAAUUUAAAAGAAAGUCAGGACUGGAAAAAAGGAAAAAAGUUUGAUUCUGCUACUUUGAUAUAAAUUUUUUGCUUUUUUUUAUUGUUGGUGAAUCAGAAUUUAAAUGGAAUGACUCAACAUUCGGAAGCAAGCAUUUUUUAAGCUGAUCAAUUUCGUAUUCCAGAGGAACACUCAAUUACGGAUGAAUAUUUCAAUUUCGGUGACACUAAUAACUUUGCAUUUUCUGACCUUGAUUUUGAGAGAAAUAAAUUUUUGCCAAUUGAAUUCUCAUAUAUUGAUAAUAUGGACAUGGAAGAUUAAUUUAGUACAGGGUAGCAACAACCACAAUAAAUGAAACCAACAUCAAUGUAGUAAUAAUAUGACAAUUUAUUUGAAUUUAAGAGCUCAAUCAAGAGUAAAAUAAUUGGAGGAUCUGAUUUUUUUUCUAAAGUAUUAGAUUACGCCAAUAAAUUAUAAAUGAAUAAAUUCAAGUCAAGUAAUUUUGUUCUAUUUACAUCAGUCCCCAAAAUUAAUGAUAAAACCCAAAAAAAGAACAACCACUCAGCUAGAAUUAAAGGGGAAAAGCAACAUAAAUUUAUGAUUUCUAAAUUAGAAUCUUGGGAUGUCCAUCUAAAAUCUAUUCGAACACAUUUUAUGUAAAAAAUUUUUAAUAAAUUGUGGAAAGUACCUACUUAAUAGAUCCUCAAAACACAUUGCUUUUCAGGCAAUAAUAGUUAAUAAAAUAAAAUUCAUAUAAUAGUGUAUUUAUAAAAUGAAAUGGAACAAGUAGAAAUAUAGUAUUCUGAUUUCUAACUAAAAUAAGAAAUUUACUAAAACAUAAUAUAAAGAAUGAUUUUCUGCUUAGAUUUAGCAAUUUAAUUAAAUAAUUAAGCAGACGAUCUUAUUUUUGAUGUCUUAUUUAAAGGAUUUAUUGCCGAAUUAUUUCAUUAUUGA